Messenger RNA from Polyodon spathula (Mississippi paddlefish), 1080 nucleotides. Its product is annotated as basic salivary proline-rich protein 2-like. The transcript is spliced from 2 exons. The record is from RefSeq and is a predicted model, not a curated record. The coding region runs from base 1 to 1080 and encodes 359 amino acids. Lineage: Eukaryota; Metazoa; Chordata; Actinopteri; Acipenseriformes; Polyodontidae.
AUGAACAAACAAACACCCAGCCCAGCCCAGCCCAGCGCAGGGCAAUCCGACAACCACCCAGCCCAGCGCAGGGCAAUCCGACAACCACCCAGCCCAGCGCAGGGCAAUCCGACAACCACCCAGCCCAGCGCAGGGCAAUCCGACAACCACCCAGCCCAGCGCAGGGCAAUCCGACAACCACCCAGCCCAGCGCAGGGCAAUCCGACAACCACCCAGCCCAGCGCAGGGCAAUCCGACAACCACCCAGCCCAGCGCAGGGCAAUCCGACAACCACCCAGCCCAGCGCAGGGCAAUCCGACAACCACCCAGCCCAGCGCAGGGCAAUCCGACAACCACCCAGCCCAGCGCAGGGCAAUCCGACAACCACCCAGCCCAGCGCAGGGCAAUCCGACAACCACCCAGCCCAGCGCAGGGCAAUCCGACAACCACCCAGCCCAGCGCAGGGCAAUCCGACAACCACCCAGCCCAGCGCAGGGCAAUCCGACAACCACCCAGCCCAGCGCAGGGCAAUCCGACAACCACCCAGCCCAGCGCAGGGCAAUCCGACAACCACCCAGCCCAGCGCAGGGCAAUCCGACAACCACCCAGCCCAGCGCAGGGCAAUCCGACAACCACCCAGCCCAGCGCAGGGCAAUCCGACAACCACCCAGCCCAGCGCAGGGCAAUCCGACAACCACCCAGCCCAGCGCAGGGCAAUCCGACAACCACCCAGCCCAGCGCAGGGCAAUCCGACAACCACCCAGCCCAGCGCAGGGCAAUCCGACAACCACCCAGCCCAGCGCAGGGCAAUCCGACAACCACCCAGCCCAGCGCAGGGCAAUCCGACAACCACCCAGCCCAGCGCAGGGCAAUCCGACAACCACCCAGCCCAGCGCAGGGCAAUCCGACAACCACCCAGCCCAGCGCAGCGCAGAGCAGAACAGGCUUUACCACUCAGAGUGGAAAAAGAAGUGCGUUUGCAAGGUUAGCGACGCUGUGUGGAGUCUGAUCCCGAUUCCAGCUCGGUCCGACACGGAGGUAACGUUACACGCGUACGGAAAGCGCUUGGAAAGAUCCCCUUUGACACUGCGCGGCCGGUAA